AUGGGCGCACGGCUGCGGCCCGUGGACUUCGGGCCUUUGGUCCGGAUUCCGGUAUCUGUCACCGCAGGCGCCGGGCACACGUGUGUGGUCCUGCAGCCCGGAGGCGGCGUUCGCUGCUGGGGUCGCAACACGCUAGGGCAACUCAACGCGGGCGACACAGAUGACCGCGGUAUCCGUCCUGGGCAAGUGUCCGGCUACUUCCAGGACGCCAGGCUUGGCAUUGAUGAGUCGGCGGUAGCGGUGGCGGCUGGCGUCUCCUACACCUGCGUAAUCUUGGUGCCAGGAAAUUAUGUGAAGUGCUGGGGGGCAAAUACCGAUGGCGUGCUGGGCAGCGGGUUUAUGUAUCAAUACUUUGGCGAGGACUACAGGGACGUUGGCUGGAAGUUGCUCCCUGUGGAUGUGGGUUACGGGUUGCAAGUGGAGACCAUCGCGGCGGGCGGGCAGCAUGUGUGUGUGAAGCUGAAGCGGAGCAGCCCCCCGCAGGAGCAAAGGCUGGUGAAAUGCUGGGGACGGAACUCCCGGGGCCAGCUGGGACUUGGGGACACCGCAGACCGGGGUGAUUGGUACAGGGCCAUGGGUGCAGCGCUUCCUCCCGUGGACCUGGGGCCGCCGUUUGCUAACCCCAUCGCGCACGUACACCUUGCCCGCCCCACUAUAUAUAUCCAAAUCCUCUCCGAGCUAAUAACAGGCGCCAACCAGGUGUCGACGGGAAGCCUCCUGCUGGCCGUGAACGAAUAUAGCAAAUACUCCACCGGCUGUUUAGCUCGGACCUCCAGGAUGGGGCUGCAGUGCUGGGGCUGGGCCAUCCUGAGCCAUAUUGGGCCAAGCGACCUGUUCAUGAUGGAUAUCGGCAGCGGCUUCUCUGUUCAGUCGAUUGCCAUGGGCGUCCUCCACACCUGCGUGCUGCUGAAGCCGGGCGGUGUGGUCAAAUGCUGGGGGUACAACUUUGCCGGGCAACUGGGCCUAGGACUUUCUGGCCCUGAUCACUAUCCCAACCCAUCCGACAUUUACACGGGCCGCAACAACUCCCUGCCCGCCGUCGCCCUGGGACCUUCCGGAAACCGGACAGUAGUGGCCACGGCCUUGGCGGCUGGGAGCAAGCACACGUGCGCCAUCGUGGCAGCAGGGCGCAUCAAGUGCUGGGGCAAAAACAGGAGCGGCCAGCUGGGUCUCGGUGACAACAUCACCCGGGGCACGGAUCCCGCUCAGAUGGGCGCCGCCCUGCCCUUCGUGGACCUGGGUCCGGGACUGGCGGCGGUGGCGCUGGCGGCGGGGGAUGCACACACAUGCGCCGUGCUGCAGCCGGGAGGAAGAGUCAAGUGCUGGGGGAACAACACUGCCGGGCAGCUGGGUCUGGGUGACAACCGCACCCGAGGACUGCGCCCCACUGACAUGGGGGCCGCACUGCCCUUCGUCGACCUGGGCCCGGGGCUGAACGCCACCGCCAUCGCGGCCGGCUCGCGUCACACGUGCGUGCUGCUGCAACCGGGAGGCCGAGUCAAGUGCUGGGGGUCCAACGACAGGGGCCAGCUUGGUAUGGGUGACAAGCGGUCCCGCGGCCUGCUGCCCUCCGAAAUGGGUGCAUUGCUGCCAUUCGUGGACCUGGGCUCAGGACUGGAGGUCACCCAGCUGGUAACGGGUGCAGGUGCUGCCCACACGUGUGCGCUAUUGCAGCCGGGGUCGCUGCUUAAAUGCUGGGGAGCCGACGAUGUAGGUCAGCUUGGAGCGCAAAGGAUUGGCUCUUCCACUGGGGACGAGCCGGGGGAGAUGGGUGCAUUCCUGAAGCCGGUUGUUCUUAGUCCCGAUGUCACGAGAUUCAAGUCGGCGGCCGUCAGCACUUACUUAACUUGUGCUGUGGUGGACACCACCACACAGCAAGACCAAGUCAAGUGCUGGGGGGCAGUGCUGGACAAAAUUCCAGGAGCUGUCAUCCGCGGCAACCCCACACGACAGCGUGUCUUCAACCCCAAACUUGGCCUCACUGGCGACCUAUCGGAGGACAUCAAGCGCAGCCCAUUGCUGGAUUCGCCACCGUCUAAGCAGCUGCAGCAGCCGCUGCACUGCCAGCACCGUGGCCCCCGUCGUGUAGACCUGCGACUUCGGGUGCCUCCAGAGGAACUUCUCCGUGCAGCGGAAAAGACAGUACAGCAGAGCACAUGGGGGUUAAUGAGCCUCGAGGACCUGGGCAUCACGUUUCGGGGUGUGCCGCACUUGCGCAUCGUGGACAGCGUCAUAUCGGGCAUGGAAUUCUCGCUUCUGGGGCCGCUACUUGCGGACAUUAGGGGUUUCAAGUGCACCUCUGUUCUUAAUGCCCACGGCUGGAGCUGCUUGCACCUGCAGUACAGUGAUGCCAGUAAUGGUGACAACGGUGUUGAUAAUGGCAGUAGCCUUGUGUCGCCCGAGCUGCAGCAGUGGUACGACACAGCGGCAGGCCAAGGCUUCUUAACAAUCACGAACAGUAGCUUCGUGAAUACGAAGACUGGUUGGGGGGGCAUGUACGGGGCAGGUGACGCUGCAAGCGUAGAUGCGUACAAGGCACCGCUGGUGCGCGAGGCGGCGGGGGCGCUUCAGAUCCGUGUGUACGACAGCGUUUUCACGGACCACAAGGGUGUCGCGCUGACAGUACUGGGCUCCAGCCAGGACUAUGUGGAGCUAUCCCGGUGCGUCAUGAGCAGAAACGAAGCCCGUUCUGGUCCCGUACUGUACAUUGACGGCUCGCUGUCGGGGCUGACACUAAAAAGCGUGCAAGUCGCCGACAACACGGCGACCGGCGACCGGGGAGGUGUGGCGUUUGUGAGCGGCUCGCUUGACCAGUUGAUCGUGUUCACCAGCAAUUUCACCAACAACUCAGCUGCGAUGGGCGGCAUGCUGUACACGCCAUAUGUUGACAGGGUCAGGAUUGUCGACAGCACGCUUACCGUGCCUGAUGCGGUUCUGUACGGCGGCAUCAUCGCUGCAAACGGCAUGGGCGACAUCUCCGUGAUGCGCUCAUUGAUCAGCGGUAAUCGAGCGUUCAGCGACAACACCACGUUGUGGCACACAACCAAUGGCUUCAACUCAAUCACUGUCAAUGCAAGCACCAUCACCAGAGGCAACAUUUAA
This is a messenger RNA of Volvox carteri f. nagariensis, 3102 nucleotides long. RefSeq lists its product as uncharacterized. NCBI's taxonomy places the organism in Eukaryota, Viridiplantae, Chlorophyta, Chlorophyceae, Chlamydomonadales, Volvocaceae. Gene Ontology annotation, molecular function: guanyl-nucleotide exchange factor activity. Gene Ontology annotation, cellular component: cytoplasm. The record is from RefSeq and is a predicted model, not a curated record. The transcript has 17 exons. The coding region runs from base 1 to 3102 and encodes 1033 amino acids.